CGCAUCCGUAUACCUGUGUGCGCAUACGACGAAGCAGUUUAAUAUAAGCUUGAACGGGAAGGGUUUUUAUACCAUUCAAUCAAGUGGUGCCGAUCCGACGUUUGUAUAAUUUGUAGCACAGAAGUGAAAGAGGUAUAUUCUCAAUUUGCCGCGAGUGGUUUUUUGACUAUUGUUUAUGCAUAUAGAUAAUUACGAUGCCGAGACGAUACGGAUUCUGCGGUUGUUGGUUCGUCGUUAUGAGUUUUGCGCUUUGCUACACGUGCGGCUCCGAAGACACGAUUAUCCCAAAUCAGGCACACCGUGAUCACCGAUUCUUUCUUCAGCAAAUUUUCGAUAAGUACGGAGACAAGGGCAUCAUCACUUUCGAGGGCUUUGAACAUCUGCUGGAGAACCUUGGACUCGGGCGGUUGUCAUUUGAAAAGAACCACAACGUCUCGACGCACCGUAUAAACGGCUCUUUCCAAGAGUUGCACGACGCCCUCCAACUUCACGACCAUCGCCACGGCGCCCAAGAGCUUUCCGAGCUCUACGGGGACGAUGACGUGGGUUACCAGGAUAAGGCGCACUUCGUCAAGGCCGAUGAGGUCUUCGCCAAAGCUGACGAUUUCUUGACAUCCGAAAGAAACUUUGGACAAUCCACCACGAGGAUCGUAAAGAGGAACAUAGCUGAAGAAACAUCCGGAGAACGAGUUGAGCCGUAUGAGGACAGUCUGUGUCUCUCGCAUCAAGCCCUGCUCCAGACUUUUGGUCUGCGACCAAAUCAUUCCGUUGCCAUUAAACCGGCGCGGUUUUUGCACCUCUGUCCGGCGAUCGUUUACCAGCUCGAUCGCAGGGCUUGCGAUGUCAGAGUCAAUCCACCGCCGACGUUCAAGUUCAAAGUAGGACCAAGUAAAAAGGUGUCGCGGACCGAGGCCUGGAUCCACGCGACUUUGGCCACUGGGGUGAUCAGCUCCGUGGGACUUCUGGCCGUUACCAUGGUGAAACUGACGCGGCGUCCGUCGUUCCUCCACUUCCUGGUCGCCCUGGCUGUCGGCACGCUCAGCGGGGACGCCCUGCUACAUCUUCUGCCGCAUGCUCUGCUUUCAGAGGAUAUGGAUCACGAGACCGCUGCGCUCAGAUGUAGUGCGACCUUCUUAGCCGUCGUACUUUUUUACGCACUCGAGGCCACCCUUUUCCUCGUCAGGUUACCUAAUCUUCGGAAGAAGGCGGCUCCAGGCGACGAACGCGACGUCUCUUUCGAGCUCGGGGCCACAUCGGCUGUGAAUAAGAGCGUGGAGGAGGCCGACUCGAUGCUGACGCAGCACGGUCACUCCCACGGUCUCCCCGAGGGAAAAUCGUCCUCCCUGGUCUUCCUCGUCCUCGUCGGCGACGGGCUCCACAAUAUGGCAGACGGCCUCGCGAUCGGCGCCUCCUUCGCCAGCGACCCGGUCGCUGGGUUGGCGACAACAAUAGCUGUCUUCUGCCAUGAGCUGCCUCACGAACUCGGUGAUUUCGCGGUCCUGAUCAACGCUGGAAUGAGCGUGAGACGGGCUUUGAUGUAUAACCUUCUUUCUUCGGCACUCAGCUUCGUCGGCGCCGCGGUCGGUGUCUGCCUUGGCGAAAUCGGGAACGCAAGCCACUGGAUAUACGCUGUGACCGCUGGCAGCUUUAUGUACAUCGCCUUGGCCAAUUUGGUACCAGAAAUGAUGAGGUUUGUGAAAACCGACGCGAAGGCACAUGGAAUUCUUAUCCAGCUCUCAGGAAUCGCUGUCGGAGGCAUGUUGAUGCUGCUUAUCGCUCUACAUGAGGAAAAGCUCAUGGGUCUUCUUUCAUAAAACGAUUCUACUCCGUAGAGCGUCAAUUAUCUUCGUUGGUAUAUGCGUUCGAAUAGGAUCACGAAAAUUAUGCCGAAUUAGUUCCAGCGUAGUCGUCACGUAGGAAAAGAAAAUUACCAGUUAUGACUCACGGUCGCAUGUUCCAUACCAAAUAAGAAAUCGUAUACAUACUAAACUAUACGUUCGACUCAAGCCAACACAACUAAAUAUUGGAGUAUAGACUGUAUGAUAUUUCAUUUGACUAGUUUCAUUCGACACAAAUAUGCAGUUGUAGGCACGAAUAUCGUGUGGAUAUGGCAUAUCCGUGUA
Messenger RNA from Diprion similis, 2123 nucleotides. RefSeq names its product zinc transporter ZIP10 (gene Zip71B). The record is from RefSeq and is a predicted model, not a curated record. The transcript is spliced from 8 exons. The coding region runs from base 195 to 1814 and encodes 539 amino acids. Gene Ontology annotation, molecular function: zinc ion transmembrane transporter activity. Gene Ontology annotation, cellular component: membrane. Lineage: Eukaryota; Metazoa; Arthropoda; Insecta; Hymenoptera; Diprionidae. Gene Ontology annotation, biological process: intracellular zinc ion homeostasis; zinc ion import across plasma membrane.